Cordyceps fumosorosea ARSEF 2679 is the source of this 909-nucleotide messenger RNA. Its product is annotated as uricase. The record is from RefSeq and is a predicted model, not a curated record. Gene Ontology annotation, cellular component: peroxisome. Gene Ontology annotation, biological process: purine nucleobase catabolic process; urate catabolic process. The transcript has 2 exons. Gene Ontology annotation, molecular function: urate oxidase activity. NCBI's taxonomy places the organism in Eukaryota, Fungi, Ascomycota, Sordariomycetes, Hypocreales, Cordycipitaceae. The coding region runs from base 1 to 909 and encodes 302 amino acids.
AUGCCCUCCAUCACCGCCGCCCGCUACGGCAAGGACAAUGUCCGCCUCUUCAAGGCGCACCGGGACCCCAAGACGGGCGUGCACAGCAUCACCGAGACCGUCGUCUGCGUGCUCCUCGAGGGCGACAUCGAGACCUCGUACACGCGCGCGGACAACUCCGUCGUCGUCGCCACCGACUCCAUGAAGAACACCGUCUUCAUCCUCGCCAAGCAGCACCCCGUCACGCCCCCGGAGCUCUUCGCCGCCACCGUCGGCGCCCACUUCGUCGACACCUACGCCCACAUUCACGUCGCCAACGUGCGCAUCGUGACCACGCGCUGGGCGCGCAUGCAGGUCGACGGCCGCCCGCACCCGCACAGCUUCGUCAAGGAGGGCGAGGAGAAGCGCACCGUCACCGCGCGCGUGUCCCGCCGCGGAGGCCUCGCGAUCAACAGCGGUAUUGCGGACCUCACGGUGCUGAAGAGCACGGGGUCCGCGUUCCAUGGAUUCGUGCGUGACGAGUUCACGACGCUCCCGGAGACGUGGGACCGCAUCAUGUCCACGGACGUCGACGCCAGCUGGGACUGGAAAGUGUUCCCGGACCUGGCUGCCGUGCGCGCUGCGGCGCCGCGAUUCGACGCCGCGCACGAGGCGGCUCGCGCCAUCACCUUCAAGCGCUUCGCUGACGACAACAGCGCCAGCGUCCAGGCCACCAUGUACAAGAUGUCCGAGGACAUCCUGGCCGCCGUCCCCGAGGUCAACAAGGUGUACUACUCGCUGCCGAAUAAGCACUACUUUGAGCUUGACUUGAGCUGGCACAAGGGCAUCAAGAAUACCGGCAAGGACGCCGAAGUCUACGUGCCGCAGAGCAACCCUAACGGCCUCAUCAAGGUUGAAGUCUCCCGCGAUGGCCAUUCCUCCAAGCUAUAA